Messenger RNA from Fonsecaea multimorphosa CBS 102226, 642 nucleotides. RefSeq lists its product as uncharacterized. Gene Ontology annotation, molecular function: peptide-methionine (S)-S-oxide reductase activity. The record is from RefSeq and is a predicted model, not a curated record. The transcript has a single exon. Lineage: Eukaryota; Fungi; Ascomycota; Eurotiomycetes; Chaetothyriales; Herpotrichiellaceae. The coding region runs from base 1 to 642 and encodes 213 amino acids.
AUGGCUUUCCAAAUGCCUUCGUUCCUAUCACGCUUCCUGCGCCCCUUGAGCUCUGCGGCCUCAGUGUCGCUCCAACCAGACUCCCUGGCGGCUAUGCAAUUCCCUCCCAACUCACAGAGAGCCAUCUUUGCCGGCGGAUGCUUUUGGGGCCUGGAAGAGUUAUACCGCAAGACAUUCGGCGACGGCAAGGGUCUUUUGGACUGCAGAGUUGGCUACACCGGUGGCCAGACCAAGGCCCCGUCAUACCAAGACGUCUGCUCCGGACGAACUGGCCACGCCGAGUCCCUACUGAUCGUCUUCGACCCGGAGCGUCUCUCGUACAAGCAACUCUGCGAAUUCUUCUUCAGGAUCCACGAUCCGACCACCCUCAACCGACAGGGCGCCGACACCGGCACGCAGUACCGCUCUGCCAUUUUUGCCGAGAACGACGACCAACUCAACAUUGCCGAGGAGAUCAAGAAGAAAGUGGGCGAACAGUGGUACAAGGGCAAGACCAUCACCACCGAGGUUCGAAGAGCGACACAGUGGUAUGAUGCAGAGGCGUAUCAUCAGAAAUAUUUGAUCCCGGAGCCUGGCAAGGACACAGAGAGCUUGUAUCAUUGCCCCGCGCACUACCGUCGACCAUUCCCAGACCUGAACUAA